Bactrocera neohumeralis is the source of this 435-nucleotide messenger RNA. Its product is annotated as polycomb protein PHO-like. Gene Ontology annotation, biological process: regulation of transcription by RNA polymerase II. Gene Ontology annotation, molecular function: DNA-binding transcription factor activity, RNA polymerase II-specific; RNA polymerase II cis-regulatory region sequence-specific DNA binding. The record is from RefSeq and is a predicted model, not a curated record. NCBI's taxonomy places the organism in Eukaryota, Metazoa, Arthropoda, Insecta, Diptera, Tephritidae. The transcript has 3 exons. Gene Ontology annotation, cellular component: PcG protein complex; transcription regulator complex. The coding region runs from base 126 to 401 and encodes 91 amino acids.
UCCAUUAUGUUUUCAAACGGGCCCUACUUUUUCCUAGGAGGCCUAUAAAUGGUAAAAUUUCGAGUAUUUGAAAAAGCAAUCUUUUUCCAUACUUUAGUAAAAAUAGGAGCGGGCAUUCUGUUAACAUGAAUAUGGACCGGAAAACUCAUGUGGGAAUUCAUACGGGCGAUCGACCAUACGUUUGUCCUUUCGAUGGUUGUAACAAAAAGUUUGCGCAGUCUACAAACUUGAAAUCAUAUAUUUUAACACACGCUAAAACUAAACGAAGUUCUCUCGGUGGUAAUUGCAGUAAUAUUAAUAAUGAUUCCAGCAGCCCAGCGCAGUUAGCUACUCAAAAUCUUAUAAAAGUUGAAAUGAACGAAAUUGAUUCCAACUCCUCGUACGUUGUUUACACUGAUUAAUAUAUUUUUAACAUCAUAAAAACAAGCAAACCAA